Plodia interpunctella (Indianmeal moth) is the source of this 3323-nucleotide messenger RNA. RefSeq lists its product as uncharacterized. The record is from RefSeq and is a predicted model, not a curated record. Lineage: Eukaryota; Metazoa; Arthropoda; Insecta; Lepidoptera; Pyralidae. The transcript is spliced from 5 exons. The coding region runs from base 317 to 907 and encodes 196 amino acids.
UCUUGGCAACGGGACUUCGACGUCCUAAUCUCGAAACACGCGCCCAUACGUAACUUUACUACUUAAUUACAUAUACAUUUUAUAACUUAAACCCUUAAUCGUAUAUUUAAACAUAAUAUUUUAGAAUAUUUCUUGUUUAAAUUGUAUAUGUAGUGAUUCGAUUUUGAAAAACUAACCUAUAUGUAAACAACAUUGGCAUAAAUAAAAAAACGGAAAAAGUGAUUGAUGAAUUUGAAAUUCGAAUGCAUUGCUUAAACAGUGCUAUUGAAAUUUGAAUUGUACUCGAUUGGCUGUGAGUCUAUAUUUGAGUGGCAAGAUGUGGUGGAUCCUGCGCCGGGCCCGUCUCACUGGAGCGUCACUUUUCAGUCAAGCUUCAGGAACCAAUAACAAUAACAAUAGUAAACCAGGUACUAAAACCUCCCUCAUCGCCAAAGAAUCUCGGCCACCGCGAAAAAACUACAAUCAGCUCUCGUCAAAUGAGAAACUCGACAACAGACAACCUGAAGACAUUCACAUCGAAGAAGCUGUAGAUUCAGACGCAAGCAGUACCGACUUGGACGAGCGCGACACUCGUGGUGUCUGCCCGCCUUGUGCGCAUGACCGCUACAACAACAACAUUCGUCGUCACGUGCACGAUGAUUUUAGUGAUGAUACAGAUUAUGAUGAGGCGCUAACAUGCAACGUAUGCGACCGUUCGUUCCCCACACGACGGCAGCUUGCCGACCAUCAGCAGAAGAAACGACAUUUUGGAUGCAGCGCUUGCGACAGCCUAUUCCCCUCCCUGAUGGCGCUGGAACACCACAAAGAGGAGUUCCAGCACUGGAGCGACUCCUCGUACUGCUCGCACUCGGACUCCGACGACAGCGACUUGGAGACCUGUCACGAAGACCGUCAUCGAUUGCUCUAAUGCCACCAUCUCAUUAUUGCCGGGGAUAGACCUGCUAAGCUGGGGACUUUUGUUUGAACGCCUUUGUUGUGCGAAAAUGUAGACAAGAUAUAAGAGUUAGUUCCUGGUUUAAAACAAGUUAACGAACACUUUUUUCACGUUCUUUGAAUAAGAAUUGGUAACUAAUAGGUAAUCCUUAUUAUUAUUAGUUCACACGUAAUAAAAUUGCAUCUUAUACAGACACAAAACCAAAACAAGGCCUAGAGAAAAUUUAGAUAUCAGAUACUUUAAAGUUAAAUUAAUUUAUUAAUUUAAUUAAACUAAAGAGAAAAUGUUAGGUCAUCCAAUAAAGUUAAAAUAAACAUUAGGAACGUAUAAAUUUCAUUAAAAAUCUCAACUUUCGUACUCUGACCGAAACUAGAAGUUAUGGCAAUAAAAAAAUAAAAAUUGCUGCUAUAAUUACCAUUCAACUUAUCAAUUUCUUUGCCCAAUAUUAUUUGGUAUCUCUUUCAUUAUAUGUAACAUUACGAAAGAGAUUAAUAAUAUUUAACAUCUAAUUUGAAAAGUACGAUAGGGUCCUAAAAAUGGAGGCAAAUUCUACAAGCAACCUCCAAACGCCUGCAUUGGAUUUAGAAGAUCGGCAUAACAAAUUCAAUCACCAUCAUAAAAAAAGAUUCAUGACAGCUGAACUGGCCAAAUUAUCUUGUCUACAUUCGCUCUGCAUUUGUUAUACUUUUAGCAUCAGUGACUCAAAUAAGAUUAUUCGUAUAUACUAUAUAAUGGCUCACUCAUGCUAAAAGUAACAAGCUUGGGUCUAACUUUUCUUGGUGCAGUGAUGUGAUGUUGCCUACAGGUAACUAUAGAGAAAUUAAAUCAUAUUAUUAAGGGUCCUAAUCUUAAUAUACUUACUGCAGCAAUGGCGACGCUAUUCUAUUAACUGUAGUCUGUACAUACAAUAUUACCCAACAUUGUAAUUUUCGAUUAUUAUACUGUCACUUCACGCUAUGUACGAGGUCUGUGUACUGAGCUCGCCAUUGCCAGAACUAAUUUAUGUACUUAUAAUGGACAAUUGCGUAUGACCUCGGUUUGGUUAAUUUGAAUGUGAUUAGUAAUGGAACUGUGCAGAGUUAUUGUCAUAUAAAUACACUAAUAGCAAAAAAAUAUGAAUGAAAUAUUAUAUAGACAUUGAUUUAUGCGUUAAUAAUGGUAUUUUAUAAGUAUGUUUCUAACGCGGAAUGAAUCUCAGAAUGAUACUCAAAUGUUUAUUUUGCGAAUCACAAACUUGAACAAAACAUCACAUCACUGGAAAACUGAGAAAUCAAACGUUAUAAAAAACAAGAAACGCAACUUUUGCGUCUGAAAAUACAACAGUCAAGUCGCGAUUUGUGAAAUGUACUGUACAAAAAAUACAGGGAACAAUGUAUCAAAAAACUAUGUAUUUAAUUCAUAUCAGGCAGCACAAUGAUAAAGAAGGUCUACUUCUAAAUCUCAAACAUCUGUUAGAGUAUAGAAACACCCGUCGGUGUUACGUGGCCGGGAUAUAGCGUCAUAACGCUCACUUAUUGUUGACAGCCGAAUACGCUACAACGUAAAUUCGGAGGCCAGUCCCGACGACGUAAUACCGGCGGAUGUGUCGUUACACUUACUCUAAGACUGGCUGAAUUACUGAUGGCCGAUGUGACUAGCCUUGAAGCUGCUCUCAAUAAAAACACGAACCCUGGUCCGACCUCUUCAGUAAUUCAGCCAGGAGUUGUUCAGUAAACCGUGUACAAUGUCGUAAUUUAUACCUAUAGUCUAAGCAAUGACGCUUAUGUUUGACAAAAGUUAUCCCAGACUGAUGACAUAGCAAUCUUACAAAAUAGAAAGGUGGAAUCGGACGGCUUAUAAUACAAAGUGCUUUACUCGAAGUGACACGUCAAAAAUAAAAUAAAAAGUGUCGAAAACAUUCAACUAAAAAUACUUCACUAUAGUGAAAAUCUCCGAGCGAACCGCCGGAUUCCGCCUUAACGACUUAACGAGGUUUCCACACCUCUUACAAAUGCAAUGUUUAAAACAACUGGCAAUUUCAAAAACAUGAGAUCAGGCGUGAAGAACUCUUGUCAAAAAUUUGCGUAGACUAUUAGGCACUAACAUACGAGACAUAAUUAUUUUCCAAACAAGGUAUUUAUCAAUAUAGAACAUGAAUACUCCAAAGGUUUUACACAAUGCGCCCUGAUCUCGAUUAUAAUAAUGUGUUCACUAAAUACUUGAAGCAGGCCUAAAGUAUAUUUCUUUAAAAUAUCAUAAAAAGGUCGGUCUAAUUGGAAUCAAACUGAACACGAGUCGUGUAAAUAUCGUUUGAUAAAUUUAAUAAUUUAAUUUUAAGACUAGCGUUACCAUUGCGCGUUCCGCUUGAUUUCACUUAGACCUUUCACACUACUUGAAAGAAAAAAAACAA